AUGUGUAGUGAGCGGUCUAGUCAAAUUAAUGAUCGAGUUAGUCUAGCAAGUGAUUGGGUUAGCCUAACAAGUGAUCAGGUUAAUUUGAUAAGUGAUCAGAUUAGUCCAAUAAGUAAUCAG
Funneliformis caledonium is the source of this 120-nucleotide messenger RNA. The record is from the annotation of a GenBank genome assembly. Lineage: Eukaryota; Fungi; Glomeromycota; Glomeromycetes; Glomerales; Glomeraceae.